UUGGAGUUGCAGUUGGAGCGGGCGCGGAGCCAGAUCGCUGCCGAGGGACAACAGGAUCAAAUGGAGGUCGACGCAGGUGAAGUACAGCUCCAACCUUCCAGUCUGCAGAUGCGCGCGAGGCUCGAGGAGAUUGACAGCUCGCUCAGGGCCGCUGCCAAUCUCAAGGACUCGAGCUUCGUGCAGGCGCGAGAGUCACUGGAGACAGAGAGAAGGAAGCUGCGCAGCGAGCUGGAGGCGGCCAAGCCCGCCCCCGCACAGCUGCGGUCGCUGGCGCUCCGAACGCAGAAGCUACAGCAGGAGCGGGCCAAGCAUGAGGACCUCCUGGCCAGUGCCAAAGUUGAGCUGGAGAAGGCCAAGGAGGCUAUCCGUGUGCAGGAGGAGCUGGCGGCAGAGACCGACAGGGCCAUCCUGCAGACCAACGAGGAGCAAGCACGCCUGGCGGCGUCCGCGCCCAGGCCUCCUGAGGCCAACGCGGCGGAUGAGACGGCGGAGGCGCUGGGCAUCAGCGUCGACAAGUUGGGCUCCUUCCUCCAAGGGCUCGGCGACGACGGCGCGCUCACCGCGAAGCUCGGGGUGGUGCUCCAAGAG
Prorocentrum cordatum is the source of this 588-nucleotide messenger RNA. NCBI's taxonomy places the organism in Eukaryota, Dinophyceae, Prorocentrales, Prorocentraceae. The record is from the annotation of a GenBank genome assembly.